Messenger RNA from Ectocarpus siliculosus, 4361 nucleotides. NCBI's taxonomy places the organism in Eukaryota, Phaeophyceae, Ectocarpales, Ectocarpaceae. The record is from the annotation of a GenBank genome assembly.
AGUGCUGAACUCUUCUCGCAUUAAAAAUCGAAGGCAAAGUACCGCAGGAGGGGAGGGUAGAGAGGGGCUCUUCUGUGUGACCACGGGUUGGAGUAAACGGCACUAGUGCUGUGAGCGCUGAUUUGAAGUGAAGACAAAAAAAAAAAAUCCCAAUCUAUACGGACUAAGCUAUCGUGUGGAUGUGUUGGUAUGGCUCGGUAGGUUACGACGGCGUGGUGAUUUCUCCCAGCAACAGCAUGUCGUCCAUGGGGAGCGCCACCACGUUCGGUACCGGCGGACGGACUCCCGUUGGCGAUAGGCCAGCCCUCAAGGCCCAGACCUCCUUUUUCACGCAGACCUUUGCGGAGCCACUGGAGGAGACCUCCACGGAUGCCGGUGGUCGCGGAGGGCUGAUGGCGAAGCAUCUGGAGGAGAUCGCGUCGGGGAAGGGGGCGGCCGCGGCGUCAUCAUCGACUGCCGAAGAGAAGAACACGCGCCGCUCGCUUAUCGAAACCAAACCUCAAGGAGAAGGAACGGGCGGGGAAAAGUCACCGUUCCUGUCUCCGACGGCCCCGGCCGCCCCCGGUGCGGCCACGGGCGCGGCCUCGCCGUCCGCCGAGCCCGUCGCUUCCGCUCCUUCACCUCCCACGCCGGCCGCGGCGCCAGUGGCAGCGGCGGGGCGAGACGCGCAGGCAGAGCGGCCCAUGUACGGCCGCUCUUCUUCUAAGCGUUGGCCGCCCAGGGCCCCAAAAUCCGCCCCGUCAGUGCCCGCCGCCGAAGCGUCAGCUCCAGAGCCAACGCAGGCCGAGCCAUCGGCAAAGGUUCAGCCAACAGCAAGCACAGCGGACGAGGAGAAAGAGGAGACGGGAAGGGCGGCUCCACGAGACAGUUUCUUCGCCCCUGUUCCACAAGAGAUCAACUCGGUGCACGCAGCCGUCGAGAGCGGCGCCCCCGCGGCCGUGCCGGCGGUUCUCGUGCACAUGGACCACGAGGCGGCCGUGUUUGAGCUGACGGCGAGAAACUGCAGCGGUCUGCGCGACGCCAGCAGCAUCGGCACCGGCAACGUCUACGGCAACAGCAGUGGUGACGACGACGCGGAGCUAGAGACCGUCAUCAUGCUUGCCGCCCUCAGCGGAAACCUGGACAUGUUCCACACCGUUCUCGAGGCAAUGAAAGAGAAGCUGCCGACAGCAAAACAGGUCGACGACAUGAUCGGGAUGACAGAUGAGGGGAGGUCCCUGGUGGUGGCGGCGGCGGAGGGGGGCAGCCUGGAGAUCUUCGAGGAAGUCCUGGGCCUCCUGGGAGGGAAGGAGGCGGCGGCUGGGAACAUGUCAACCCUGGAGGCAGGCUGUCUCAUCAAGAUGGCCGCGAGGAGCGGAAGCAUCGAGGUUUUCAGCACCGUUCGGGACAUGCUUGCCGAGGACGGGAAGAUUGUUCACUCGAUGAAGGCGGCGGCGAACAGCGGAGCGCGUUGGGUGAACGUGUUCGUAGAGGCGGCGGGAAGUGGCAGCGGGGAGAUGGUCGACGCCGUCGUGGCGGUCAUGGUAGAGGUCCUCCCGAGGGAUUCGGUGAUGGACACAAUCACAGCUUGCAAAGGGCCGUGGCGGACGACGGCUCUCAUGGCCGCCGCCGAGAGCAGGAGCACCGCAUCCGUAAAAGCCGUCAUGAACGCGAUUUCCGCAAUCGAUGACAGCACCAGCGAUGGCGACGACGAGAACUUCGACAACAUGCGCCUCACGGGAGAGCCUCCGAGCCCUUUCUCGGCGGACUCUCUCUCGCAUUCUAAGGCUUCAGCCGGUCGUGGGGCGCCGACGAUCAAGACAGACGGUCUUGGCCCGAACUGGGCCUCGUGGAAGGACAGGAGCCUCGCCGGGACAUUGAAACGCUGGGACUCCAUAGCGAGCAUGCGUUCGCCGCCCCCCCCGAACCCGCAGUAUCUGAGGGAGAGAAUGAUCGUGGCGAAGAACGUGCGGGGCCACACUGCGCUAACUUGUGCCGCCAACAGCGGGGUCCUCGACAACGUCGUGAUCGUCUCGGAAGCGAUGGGAAAGUUCCUGUCUGCUUACCAGAUGACGGACGCCUUGAGCUCAUCGCUCUCCACGGGCUGCAACAACCUCUCGCUUCCGGUGGAAGACGCGAGGUUGAGCGUGCUGGCCUACCUUCUUCAGCACGGCGCCAAGCCCACCAACAAGGGGCUCCUCCGACUCUGCAACUUGGUCAAGUUUCCCCGACUGAAGGAAAGCCUGUUGGGAGCCAUCUCCUCGGCGGACAACCCGUUCAUCCCUGGCAUGAACCUGUCCGUCGCAUGCACGAUGGCGACCAGGCGUGCCAUGGAAGGAGAAAAACGCCGUCUCGCUUCGAUGCAGGCUGCCAUUGACGAGCUUCUGCUCGAGGUUCUAGAGCACAUGCCUCAGACAGUCAAGGGGUUCAAAGGCGAGAUGAGAGACUGCUCCGCCAUCUUCGAGCCCGAGACCGUUAUCUCCCGAUUCCAUGGCUAUCAGGGGCCCUUGCACGUCGUGCUGAGCAAGAGGCAGCAGAUGGAGACGUAUUGCACGAUCCCGUUGGUCCUAGACUUCAUGAGCAGGAAGUUCACGAAGGGACUGCCUAGCCUGAGGGACACGGAGGGGGUGCUGCUCAACAACACGAGCUUCACGGAGCCCGGGCAGACCCUGUACGGGGAUGGUUUGCUCGCGGAGGGCAGGGUUUUCUUCUUCGGAAUGGCUCUGCAGAGAAGCUACGCGGGGGGGACGCUGUCGAGUAUCACCUACUUUCCGGGAGCAAGGUUUAUCAUUGCCGGGCUUCUGUCCAGGCCGGGCAGCUACUACAAGGUUCCUGCCCUUCGAAUGUGCUUGGACCUCGUGACGUACAUCUUGAUGAUGAUCAUCUUUGGGGGGUUUGUCAUUCUGCACGAUGCGGGCGACACCUUCGACUGGAUGGAGAUCGUCUUCACCAUGUACAUUUUCGGAGGCAUCCUGACCGAGUUCCGGGAGAUUCUUGACGACCCCUGGGAAUACAUGCGGGACCAGUGGAACCUGCUUGACGUGGCCUCCCUCACCUUGCUCCUUGGCGGGGUGAUCCAGCGAAUGUACGGACAAGUCGACGACCAGUCCUCCCGGGCCUUGUAUGCCCUCAGCGCGCCCCUGGCGUUCGCCAGGAUCCUGUUCUUCGUGCAGAUCCUUCCCUCGCAAGGGCCGAUAAUACAGGUAAUGUUUUCGAUGACGGGCCUUCUGGCCAAGUUCGGGAUGAUCAUGCUGCUUGUGAUGCUGGGCUUCGUGACGUCCUUCUACAGUCUGUACAAAGAAACCACCACCUAUGGCGUGGUAUGGAAGGCCAUCUUCAGGGCGACGCUGGGCGAAACGGACUACUUCGACGACUUCUCGGGGACCACGUUCGACGGCGUGGCCACCGCCCUCCUGGUCGUCUACCUCGUUCUGCUUACCAUCAUGAUGCUCAACCUCCUUGUGGCGGUGCUGUCGACGGCACACGCCAAGGUCGACGCGGACGCCGGCCUCGAGUACAAGGCACCGGUCGUGGUCUGGCAAACCUCGGGGGACAAGAGUCGCGGCGGAAGGAUCGCCAGGAUGCUGCUCGUGAUCUUCGCUUGUGCGGUGGGAGCACCCUUCUGGCACCUGGUCAUGUGGGUGCGAGGCGGCGUGGCUGGCGUGAGGAGGACCAUGCGUGCUCUGGGCUGUUGCUGCUGCUGCGGGAGGGGGCGCGGGGGCGGGGCGAAGCGGGUCGGCGGAAGGACGCCGACCGCAUCGAUGACGGUGCGUGGCUUUCCCGCGACGACCGUGGCCGAAGGAGCAGAACAUGAUAUGGAGAAGGUGGUGCCGAUCGUGCUGCAGGAGGCAGAUGGGGCUCUGGCCACCAGCGAGCUCCAGAUCUUUCUCGACGACCCCAUGAGCGACCCGGCCGUGCGCCGAGACGAGGAGACGAGGGCAACUACGGUGGAGCACAUCAAGCUGCUCAGAAACCGCCUGGAGGCCACGACCAAGGAGCACAUGGACGGGCUGCAGGCCUACCUCCUCAAGACCGCGGGAGAUAUCUCCCGCCAGCUGGAGGAGUCGGGUGCGGGGGGGCGUGGGUCCCAUGGCGGUGGUGGUGGUGGUGCUGCCGCCGCCGCCCGGGGUCGGGUAGGUGCCGCACCCCAAGACGAAGAUGACGACGAAAAUCGCGACGUGGGCGGAUGGGAGGCCGGGAGCCGGGGCGCGGAGGAGCUGAGGCAGAUCGUUGGCGCGAGGUUUAGCGAGCUCGACGCAAGCCUCGAAGCAAGGGAGGGCGCGCUACAAGAGAGGAUGGGGACCAUGAUUGACGAGCGAUUGGGCGCCCUGACGAAGAAGCUAGACCUUGUCCUCAGCGCGCGGGAAACCGGGGCGCCGUAG